ACCAAAGUGGCUUGUAGCUUGUUGUUUGAGGCUGUGGUCUUCAGCAUGGCUCAGUUUUUCAUUUUUAUUUUUAUGCUCAUGACACUUGCAGUUUCAGCAAGGCACUUUUUUAGUGGGAGGCCAAGUUGUUACCAGUCAGUGCCCAGGAAACCCAAUUUUGGGGUGAAAACUGCACCUCGUCCACAUGAAAUUCUGAACCUUGCUAAACUACCAAAGUCCUGGGACUGGAGGAACGUAAAUGGCAUAAACUACGCCAGCACGACUCGUAACCAGCACAUCCCUCAGUACUGUGGUUCCUGCUGGGCUCAUGGCAGCACAAGUGCAAUGGCAGAUCGUAUCAACAUCAAGCGGAAAGGAGCGUGGCCAUCUUCUUAUAUUUCUGUCCAACACGUGGUUGACUGCGCUGAGUCUGGCACCUGUCACGGAGGGGACCAUGGAGGGGUGUGGGAGUAUGCCCACAAUCAUGGCAUCCCUGAUGAAACCUGUAAUAACUACCAGGCAAUUGACCAGAAAUGCAAACAAUUCAAUGCAUGUGGGACUUGUUCCACUUUUGGAAAGUGCAACACUGUGCAGAACUACACUUUAUGGAAAGUAGGUGACUUUGGAGCCAUUAGUGGACGGGAAGAUAUGAUGGCAGAAAUCUACACUGGCGGGCCAAUCAGCUGUGGAAUCAUGGCCACAGAGAAACUUGAUGCAUACACCGGGGGUCUGUACUCUGAGUAUGUUGAGACUCCUGACAUCAACCACAUUGUGUCAGUAGCUGGCUGGGGAGUAGAAAAUGGCACUGAAUACUGGAUUGUGCGUAACUCCUGGGGAGAGCCAUGGGGUGCGAGAGGCUGGCUGAGAAUUGUGACAAGUGCCUACAAAGGAGGAAGUGGAAACAAGUACAAUCUUGCUUUGGAGGAAGACUGCAUGUAUGGAGAUAUGAUCGUACCUUCAACCUACCUGUAGACGUCAAGGACCAUGUGUAAUUCUCAACAGACAAGGGAUUGAUCCGGAGUCCACGAUUGUCACAUCUUGUAUUGCUUUAAUUGUAGUCUUGUCCUAAUGAACAGAUGGAAGCACUGACUCAGCUCGAAGUCAUUUCUGACUGGGCCAAAUUAUUUAACUGGAAAUGUCAGUCAGUAAUUCAAGCCAGUGAAAUAAAUUGCUUGUGCAGCAUUUAACUUUAA
This is a messenger RNA of Dicentrarchus labrax (European seabass), 1172 nucleotides long. RefSeq names its product cathepsin Z-like. Gene Ontology annotation, cellular component: lysosome. The record is from RefSeq and is a predicted model, not a curated record. Gene Ontology annotation, molecular function: cysteine-type endopeptidase activity. The coding region runs from base 46 to 951 and encodes 301 amino acids. The transcript has 6 exons. NCBI's taxonomy places the organism in Eukaryota, Metazoa, Chordata, Actinopteri, Moronidae.